UGCCCGAUCUUCGACGCGUACGAGCAGUUCUCCAAGAUGCCGCAGUGGGCCGAAUACAUGCAGGACUACAAGAAUUUCGUGUCGCCGUACCAUCUCCAGCUCGACCGCGUGCAACACCUGAGGAGCUUGCUGGUUGAGAGCGGCCUCACAGUGAAGACGUGUCGUGAGGAGAAUGACUUCGCCUUCUCUUCCCCACACCAGCACGAGAUUAUAGACUCCUUGAAGGCGGUGAUCCCGUUCACGGUGAGAAUGCCUGCAGCAGUACGAGAGAACUACCUCCAGGGGAUAGUCAGUGCUUGCUACGCCAACGGGUCACUCAGCGUCAAACCUGGGAUAGGUACCGGGGAAGCAGACCUGCAUCGAUGGAAUUUCAGCGUGUUGGUAGCGCACGCCGUGAAAACUGACGAACAAAGGCACCAAGGUGCCUAGGCG
Schistocerca nitens (vagrant locust) is the source of this 432-nucleotide messenger RNA. Its product is annotated as juvenile hormone acid O-methyltransferase-like. The transcript has 3 exons. Bases 37 to 429 code for a protein of 130 amino acids. Lineage: Eukaryota; Metazoa; Arthropoda; Insecta; Orthoptera; Acrididae. The record is from RefSeq and is a predicted model, not a curated record.